CUCCAAGCCCCGUUGUAACGGAGUCAGGGUAAGGACCUGGUCUGCACCGAUCCUAAACUUGGGCUACAGACGGGGGAACUAGAGCCUGCACGACUCGUACAAGCCAGAUACUCUCGUUCACAGGCGCUUUUCCUCUCCUCUUACCCGCUCCCCUUCCCCAAGCCAUGCCGCUGGUCACAACGCUCAUUGAUGAUACUUCGCCCUUGAUCACUUACGAUCCCUCUUGGAUCCCCGGAACCUCGGCCGACGACAACGACGCCAGCGAUUAUUUCUUGGGCACCUUCACAGAUACGAACGUCACCAACGCUCAAGCAAGCUUUUCCUUCAACGGCACUUCCUUCUACAUUUUUGGCUCCAAACGGCCCAACCACGGCACCUACAGCAUUGAAGUGGAUGGCAAAACAUUUUCAAACAUUGAAGGCAACUCCGCGAACUCGCUAUUUCAGCAGGCUCUGUUCAAUGGCACGGGAUUGUCGCAAGGAAUGCACAAUGUUUCUCUCACCAACACUGGAUCGGGAACAAAUACAUUUGUAGACAUUGAUUUGGUCGUGUGGGAUUCGGAAGUGGGGUCUGAUUCAGAACAACUAGCAACAGUGACGGUCGAAGAUACCGACCCCGGGUUCAACUAUCAGUCAGUGUGGACCACUGACCCUCCUAAUGCCAUGUUCUACAGCCAAGGUUCCGGGCACUCGACCAGUGUCGAAAAUGCUUCAGUGACCCUCACUUUUACUGGGGAUAUCGUAUCUGUCUUCGGGACUGUAGGCCCCAACAAUGGGCAAUACUCUGUAGCACUUGACAAUGGACCCCCCACGUCGUUCAACGCUACAAGACAGAUGACCUACUAUCGGAGCAUGCUCUAUCACGCGGACAACCUUGGGUCCGGGCAACAUCAACUUAAUCUCGUCAAUCUCCCCGAAUCUACCGUUCAAUUCUUGAAUAUCGAUUAUGCUCUGAUUUCUUCGUUGGCGAGUAGCGGGAAUUCUGUAGCCAGCGGCCAGUUUUCUCUUGCUGCCACCAACACGAACAGAAUACCCCCUGGAGCAAUAGCUGGCAUUGUCAUACCUAUAGUUGCGGCAUUGAUUGGCGCAGCUCUAGCUGUACUGUUCUUCCGGCGGUGGAAAAUGGCGGAGGCCGCGCGCAACGACCUAUACCGAGUAUACUCGCCUCAGCGUGAUCCAAGACAGCCACACUACUCUACCGGCGGGUCUUCUUACGCCACCGAGACUCGGAGUAAUUCUAAUCUCGUUCGCAACGACGUGUACGCGGGCGCGAGCACAGUGUCGCACACGUCAUAUUUGCGAUCCCCGCAAGACUAUGGAUAUCAGGGCAGUCAGCAGGUUACGGCUUACCCAGAUUACAACCAUGGAGAGUACGCCAGAGAGCCUCGGAUGGAAGAUACGGUGUUGACUCCGUCACGAUCGGUGUCACAAUCAACUGUGGCGCGUCACGAAGAGCCUGUGCGACGACCAUUACCUGAAGCUCCUGCCGGACCAUCGCCGUUUGCCAGCGAAAAGGCUGGCGGAAGCGCGGUGUCAGGAGCGGUCCAGGCGGGUGGGAGUCGGCGCAUCUCUGCUUCUGACACGAUAGCGGAUAUGCCUCCACCAAAUUAUGUGCAGGCUAUCCACGACUAGUAAACCUGCACUUGGUCUACUACGCGUCGAUUAUCUAGUUAAAUCUUCCUGUCCUUAUAUACGCU
Molecule: messenger RNA, 1696 nt
Organism: Coniophora puteana RWD-64-598 SS2
Lineage: Eukaryota; Fungi; Basidiomycota; Agaricomycetes; Boletales; Coniophoraceae
Exons: 8
Coding region: 165-1631 (488 amino acids)
Source: RefSeq, a predicted model, not a curated record